AUGGAUGGUGAUAAUCACGGACUAAAACACCAUGACCGCCUGAGAGGCAUAGGCCAUUCCUCCUCGGCUCGAUUGGCGGCCAUGCACAACAACUCGCGCGCAGUAGACUCGUCCGCCCUGUCGGCUGCGGAGAGGGUCCAGCAGAUGCCCUACGCCGACUAUACAGGACACACAGGAACAGCCUUCCAAGCCGGUUCGUUGCAGGCGAACGAGGUGCCUGGGACUUACCAGCAGGACUUUGCGCGCCAUCAGCACCAGCAACCACAGCACCACCAUAGACAACAACAACAACAACAACAGCGUCGCGGACACCUUCAACAACAACAUCAAGACGUACAACACCAGCAGCAGGCGUCCCUCAACCCAUAUGAGUCGGCCAUGCUAUACGGCUUUCAAGGCCCAUCCACGCACAGCCAAGGCGCCUACGAGGUGGUGCCACAGUACUCGGCGCGGCAGUCUGCAGCGACGAUGGACGCUCUGUCGAACCAGUUUGGAGUUCCACAGUACUAUGUGCCAGAGGAACCAUCCAGCGCCGGGGUGGUUCCUCAGUCGGUGCUUUCGCCCUAUCUGAGCGCGCAACUACAGCAGCAGCCAUAUAGUACCAACCCGCAGGCUGCUUCCAUCGCGCGUCCCAGUACGACAGGACAGCAGCAGCCCUUCGCCGCUACAAUGGCGGACUUUACUUCCAUUGGCGCUGCGCCGACGGCGCGAAUAGAUCCGCACCAACAUCACCAGCAACAGCAAUUAUCUGCAGACCCCAGUCUGGACGAGGCAUACAGGCAGUACCAGCGCGCACUCCUCCUGACCUUCGAACACACCCGCGCAGGACGACUAGUCGAAGCGAGCCGCUCCCUCCUCGAAAUCUCCGAGUGGCUUGUGACGAACGCACGCGAUCUCGGAAUCCUCCGCGAUGAUCACCUUCUCUACGCAGACCGGCUCCAGCUCUGGAGCGACUUCAAUCUGUGCUGGCUGGCCGUGUGCCAGAAACAAAAGGAUCUGACGCAUGACCUCGUUGCGACGGGCCAUCCGCCACCGCAGACGAGUCUGCUGCGCCGCGAGCGUCUAGAGGCCAUGGGGAAGGUUCUGAUCCACCUGUGCGAUCAGCUUGAGCAGCACGGCCUCGUCGAUUAUCAGGUGGGGGUGUGGGAAGAGGAGAUCCUCUGUGUGCUUGGCCAAUGCCUAGAUCUGAUCGAAGCCAGACCCGAUCUGCUCCGUCUCCAGCCCGUCCCUGAGCCCGCCGCCGCGAAACCUUGA
Molecule: messenger RNA, 1254 nt
Organism: Penicillium riverlandense
Lineage: Eukaryota; Fungi; Ascomycota; Eurotiomycetes; Eurotiales; Aspergillaceae
Exons: 3
Coding region: 1-1254 (417 amino acids)
Source: RefSeq, a predicted model, not a curated record